Molecule: messenger RNA, 333 nt
Organism: Sparassis crispa
Lineage: Eukaryota; Fungi; Basidiomycota; Agaricomycetes; Polyporales; Sparassidaceae
Exons: 7
Coding region: 1-333 (110 amino acids)
Source: RefSeq, a predicted model, not a curated record
AUGUCGCAAUCCGUUACGCCGGCCGCACGCACAGAUUCAGCAGUUACUGAUCCGCGCGAAACUACUGAGAGCUCUCCGAUUCAGACCGAAGACCGUCAAGACGAGAUUGCGGGACCGUCCACGGCAGCCUCUGAGCCUCCUCCGCACCAAGGUGCAACUCAAUCCGGGGAUACUGCACCUCAAGUGUACGUCCUCCAGCCUCCUCCGACGUUCAAGGAGCAAGUGAUAGGAUACGCGAAGGAGAUCCGCGGAUCGAUCUUGCGGCAGCCGGAAACCAAAGAGUAUGGUGAGAAGAUUUUGAGAGGAGAAGCUUCAUACCCUCCCAAGGACUGA